UUGUAGCUGCUCAGGAGCUCUCAGGGGAAUUUUCCAGGCUAUGUGCAAGCUUGAGGAAACAGGUAUGGGGCAGCUUGGGCUAUAGUAUGACCAAGUGUCUUUCCAAUGGUAAUUUUUUCUUUCUUCCAACACACAAAACCUAAAUUUUCUCAUCUUUUGACUAUUAUCUUAAUAAUAAAUAAUCCAUGAUGUUAUUGCUUUCCAUGGUGUUGCUUUCCUAUACUGGUGCACAUCCACUACUUCUGUGUUAAGAUCCCAAGCAGCUAUAAGCAUCAGAGCCACCCCUAACAGAAGGGUUUGCACUGCACAUGGGUAAGACAGUUUCAGAUUCAGGGGGCAUCUUCCUCACCACAAAUCACUUUAGAAAACAAAGAUUUAGACUCUUGUGUUGCAGUGACUGCGUAGGGCCAUCCAAAAGCCGGGGAUAGCUCACACCAGCUUUGGAGAUGGGACACUAUCUUAUUGGGGUGGCAAUGGGAAGAAGCUGAAUUGACAUUUCCUUAUCUGGAAGGUACGUGUCCCUCAUAACACAAUUUCAUGAUAAUCUUCAAUUUGCUGUACUGGGAAGCUUCUCCCUGGUCAGCAAUCAGAUGUAUCAAAAUUACAAUUAAUCACUGUGGGGAAAAAAACCCUAGUUUCCUCCUCCUUUAAAUUAAAAGGAGGGUGCAAGCUAGACAAGAAACACACUGGUGCAAUAGGACUUGAUUGACUUUAAUGUGGAAACAGUUGCACCACUUAGUAUGUUCUCCUGUCAGAACACUGGGAAUUUGUUUCCAAAAGGGCAAAGGCCUCUGGGAUGUGUCCUGAUUCUUUGUGAUUUGACCUGUGCUGUUGUCAAUGAUUUACUGCAGCGUUCUGGAGUCCGGUCGGCUCCGUGCUUCUUCUAGCAGUGCUUGCCCCGCAGCAUCCUGCAGCCUAAGGCUUUUGUAUGCCGCUGGUCUAUAGCAAACAUUUACAUAUGGAAAAACAAUGCAGUGGAGCCUGUGUCAGUUUCCUCCUUUAAUUCUGUGUUUGCUGGCUUUAACGGCACACCAGGCCACGGCUACAGCGCGCAGGGAGCUCCAGGCAUUGCCUUCCCAGAGAAGAAGCAGCAGAGAUGUUAAUUCUCCAGCUCCUGUCGACUGUCAGCUGAGCCAGUGGUCAGAAUGGACUGAUUGCUUUCCUUGCCAAGAGAAAAAACACCGGUACCGGAGGCUGGUGCAGCCGGCGGUGUUCGCGGGGCAGCGAUGUGCAGGGCACCUCUGGGGAGAGCAAGCUUGUCGUGCUGAGACAACGUGCACUGGACCCCCUGACUGUGGGAAGGACUUUCGGUGCGAGGAAACAGGUCGCUGUAUUAAACGGCAUCUUGUGUGCAACGGAGAGUCAGACUGCAGAGAUGGGUCUGAUGAGGAGAACUGUGAGGAUGAAGAUAUUGAAAGCCCGUGUGAACAUCUGUUCCCAAUCCCAGGGUCUGAAAAAGCUGCCCAAGGAUACAACAUCCUAACAGAGGAAGCGAGCCAGUAUAUAUAUGAUCCUAAUUUUUUUGGAGGCCACUGUGAGUACGUGUACAAUGGAGAGUGGCGGGAGCUGAAGUACGAUGCUGCAUGUGAACAUCUGUACUACGGGGACGAUGAGAAGUAUUUCCGCAAACCUUACAACUUUCACAUAUACCAAUUCCUAGCUCACGCUGAUUCUGGAUUCGCUUUUGAGUUUUAUGAUGAUUCAAAGGAUCUGCUUGAUGCCCUUAAAAGUGAUAAAUCCAAAACAAUAGGCUUUACCAUUGGAAUUAGGCCUGAAGAAUCACCUUUACAGUUAGAACUGGGCUUCACUUUAUCAGGUGGCAAAGGAUCCCUGAAGAAUUUCACGCAAUACACUGCAAAGGAGGUUGGAUUCAUUAGAGGUGUGACGAAGGUGCAGACAGCCCGUUUCAAGAUGAGAAGGGACAACAUUGUUUUGGAUGAAGAUGUGCUGCUCUCCUUGCAGGAGCUUCCAGACACCUACAACUAUGGCAUGUAUGCCAAAUUCAUCAACGACUACGGCACCCAUUUCAUGACAUCUGGCACUAUGGGAGGUGUCUUUGAGUACAUCGUUGUCAUUAACAAGGAGGAAAUGAGAAGAAAAGACAUCAGCGCUGAGGAGAUAAGUGCCUGUAUUGGCAGGUCAAUUGGCCUUACAGUCAGCGAGAGUAAACUGCAUUUGGAAGCAUCUGUGACAUCCUCUGACUGUGCAAAGAAAGGAUUUUUGAAAACUGUCAACUUUUCAGAUGCUGAGAGCAACAGUGCUAUUGUGGAAGAUAUUAUUCCCCGGAUUAGAGGCGGAGAUACCAGUUACAGCGGAGGGCUCUUAAACAGUUGGGAUGGCAAUAUGUACCGUCACUGGGGAAGAUCAUUAAAAUAUAAUCCUGCUGUUAUUGAUUUUGAGCUGCAGCCCAUCCAUGAAAUUCUCCGCAGAAGCAACCUUGGCAACACGGAAACCAAACGGCAAAACCUGAAACGGGCUUUGGACGAUUACCUGUUGGAGUUCAACGCCUGCCGCUGUGGACCGUGCCAGAACAACGGGGAACCCAUUUUGGUAGGAGACACGUGUUUCUGCCAGUGUCGAGCAGGUUACAGAGGCCCCGCCUGCGAGCAGACUCAGCGCCAAGGCGGUGAGACGAACGGGCGCUGGAGCUGCUGGUCCCAGUGGGGUCCCUGCCAGUCGGGCACCGCGCAGCGCAGCCGGCGGUGCAACAACCCGGCCCCGCAGCGAGGUGGGGAGCCCUGCACGGGCAGGGGUGUGCAGAGCAAAGCCUGCUGAACGCCCACAUCGCUCCCCACAGGUAUGUGGUCAAGAGCAGUUUGGAGUCUGUGCUGGGCUAUAAAUACUCCGGGCAUAAUCCUGCAACAGAAUCACGCUGGGGAGAGAUAAUUGUUAAGUAUUGCAUUGCCAUAUAUAUGGAGAUGUGCUGGAUUCACUGCAUUAAACCUGACUGCUGUCCAGACCAAUUGCUCUGCCUGGUUGAACGCACGCCUGGC
Messenger RNA from Athene cunicularia (burrowing owl), 2993 nucleotides. It is a transcript of the gene C8A, whose product is annotated as complement C8 alpha chain. The record is from RefSeq and is a predicted model, not a curated record. Gene Ontology annotation, cellular component: membrane attack complex. Bases 970 to 2775 code for a protein of 601 amino acids. Lineage: Eukaryota; Metazoa; Chordata; Aves; Strigiformes; Strigidae. The transcript has 11 exons. Gene Ontology annotation, molecular function: protein binding. Gene Ontology annotation, biological process: immune response.